CUGGCGUUUGUUUAUGAAGUAUCCGAUUUUGCGAGCCAGAGCUUGCUAGUUAUUUCUGUGUUGGUGUCAAAACGACACUGCUCUAAAAAUGUCUGUGCUGUAAGCAGGGGAGCUUCAGGAGUAGGUGUUGGCUGGGCGCUGGCUGUGGUGAGGGGAAGCGGGGGCAGGCUGGUCUGCGCCCACGCAUCACCCGCCGCACCAUGCCGCCCGCCUACCGCCAGUCAGCAACUGCGACUCGUGUUGGCUGAACAUCCGUAG
This is a messenger RNA of Danaus chrysippus (African queen), 258 nucleotides long. Lineage: Eukaryota; Metazoa; Arthropoda; Insecta; Lepidoptera; Nymphalidae. The record is from the annotation of a GenBank genome assembly.